AGUGAAUCAUGUUUAAUGGCUUAGAACAACGUGUAAGCUCAACUAAUUAUGGCUUAUUUAACAAACUGUGGCUUGGCUUGAUGCAUGAAUCCAGACAAUAAGUUUUCAAGGUGAUGAAAGGAAUCUGUGUUAUAUCAAGUGUCAGGGAAAGUUUUACUCAACGCUGAAAAGCUAAUUUCAGUUGUGGAUGGCCUACCAUAUAACAAUAUUUAAUUGAAAUGAUACCCUAUACAGCCCUAUUAACAAUCAUAAUGCUGCUUAUAUGGUAAGUCAAAUCAAAUUUGAUUCAUGAUGGCUUCAUGGACAUUGACAUUUAUUUGGGCAACAGUAUGGAAGUAGCUUGACACUGCUUUCUUCUGGGAUUUUUUUCAAUUACCUAAUCUACCUUACAGUCCUGAUAUUCCUUGGCAGCCUCCCAUCCAGAUACUAACCAGACCUUAUCAUGCUUAGAUUCUGAGCCCAAACAAGGUUGGCCAGUUGCUGAGAGGUAGAUAUCUGGACUACCUAUAGGUAUAGAAGAUUGUAUCCAAAUACCAUGAGUGAGCUACAGAGAUUCUAAUAAUUCGUGUCAUAUUUUCAUACAAACAUGCAUUACUCUAGAUUGGAUUUCUUCUUGUACUUAUGGCAUAAAGCCCCCUUACUGUAAUUACAUUGUUCAAUAAUGUUAUCAUUUCUCAAUACAUGUUUUAAAUUUAAUAAGGGUGAUGGACUGAAGUCACAUUGCUUUAUGCUCCUUUUGAACUUACCAGCAUUUUUGUCUUUUCAAAAUAUAUUUCAAAUAUUUUUUUCUAAUGGUAGUUUCAAUAUUUGCUGUCCUCUCCUGAGAUCCUCAGCUUUGUCUUUCCUUCAGCCUAUACAUCAUCAAGAAAAACUGGAGCCCUGGUUGAACAUAAUGGUGCACUAUAUUUUAACUUUAAUAAAACCACACUAUUUUACAAAGCAGGAUCCAUGAGCAGGAUCCAUUGUUUCAAGUAGGAAGAAAAGUACCUAAAUCAUCUGUGUCUCUAAAGGUUGAGAUAUUGUAUCUUGCUGGCCUGCCAAACUCUAGAUAAAUGGAUCCCAGAAUACAUUUUUGAUCUGGUGAAGGGAACAGUCACAUCAACUAAUAUUUGGAACUGUCAAGAGAUUUAGAAAGUGACUAUCUCACUCUUUUCCUGGCAUUGCAAAAUGGAUGUUUUCUCUUCAGCAAAUGAUGCAUUGAGGGAACAGAUUCUUUAAAUUGAGCUGACAGGUGGGCAUUGUAAGAGGUUGAGGGAUUCUUCUGUCCUUCUAGUGUGAUCUGGAUGGGUGCAUCUGAAGUUUGGACUUAAUCUACUACAUAGAGGAGCCACCUCCUCAACAGUUUUGGGACUCUUCCUUUUGUCAGGGGAAAGCAGGAAUACAUGGAGGCCCCCGCGUCUCUGCAGGACUGACCAAAAUGACUGAGUGACUCUUGGGCUCGCUUCCUUCUCCUGAUCCUCCAGGAAACUGCAGCUUUCAGCCACGCUAGGAAGGAACAGGGCGGAAAGAAGAGCGCGCCUUGGUCAGGAAUGUUUACCCUUGCAGAAGUUGCAUCUCUGAAUGACAUUCAGCCAACUUACCGUAUUCUGAAACCAUGGUGGGAUGUUUUUAUGGACUAUCUGGCAGUUGUAAUGCUAAUGGUUGCCAUUUUUGCUGGAACCAUGCAGUUGACCAAAGAUCAGGUGGUUUGUUUGCCUGUGUUACAGUCUGCUGUAAGCGCAAAAAUGCAGCCCAGCCCCUUGGGAAGUGCCAAAGCUACAAAUAUCCCAGAAUCCGAAACACCAGCUAUUCAAGACAAAGACAAACAGGCAGCUACAACUGUAUCUUUUGACAGGACACCUGUCACUACACCUGAUAUACCUCUGAGUAGAACUGCCUAUCCACCAUUACAUUCAACUGUUGCAAGUCAGGAAGUAAAGAAGGAGCAGAAAGAUUUUCUGGGCCGCAAAACUAACUUGGAUUAUCAGCAAUAUGUUUUCAUUAACCAGAUGUGUUAUCACUUGGCUCUUCCUUGGUAUUCGAAGUACUUUCCCUACUUAGCUCUUAUACAUACAAUUAUUUUAAUGGUCAGUAGCAAUUUUUGGUUUAAAUAUCCAAAAACUUGCUCAAAGAUUGAGCAUUUUGUCUCUAUUUUAGGAAAAUGCUUUGAAUCUCCUUGGACUACAAAAGCAUUGUCUGAAACAGCAUGUGAGGACUCUGAGGAGAAUAAACAGAGACUAACUGGGGCCCAGUCUCUGCCAAAGCAUGUAUCAACUAGUAGUGAUGAAGGAAGUCCAAAUGCCAGUACCCCCAUGAUAAGCAAAACUGGUUUCAAGUUUUCAGCAGAAAAGCCAGUUAUUGAGGUCCCAAGUAUGACUAUUUUGGACAAAAAAGAUGGAGAGCAAGCCAAAGCACUCUUUGAAAAAGUACGGAAGUUUCGAGCCCAUGUCGAGGAUAGUGAUUUGAUUUAUAAGCUCUAUGUUGUCCAGACUGUCAUCAAAACUGUAAAAUUCAUAUUUAUUCUCUGCUACACAGCAAAUUUUGUCAAUGAAAUCAGUUUUCAGCAUAUUUGCAUGCCCAAAGUGGAACAUCUGACUGGCUACCAGGAAUUUGAAUGCACACACAAUAUGGCUUAUAUGUUAAAAAAGUUGCUUAUUAGUUACAUUUCUCUCAUCUGUGUCUAUGGUUUUGUCUGUUUAUACACCCUCUUCUGGUUGUUUCGGUUACCCCUGAAGGAAUACUCCUUCGAAAAAGUUAGAGAAGAGAGCAGUUUCAGCGAUAUUCCAGAUGUUAAAAAUGAUUUUGCUUUUCUCUUGCACAUGGUUGAUCAGUACGAUCAGCUGUACUCCAAGAGGUUUGGUGUAUUUUUGUCAGAGGUCAGUGAAAAUAAACUGAGGGAAAUAAGUUUGAACCACGAAUGGACUUUUGAAAAGUUGAGGCAACAUGUUUCUCGUAAUGCUCAGGAUAAGCAAGAGUUGCAUCUUUUCAUGUUAUCAGGCGUCCCAGAUGCAGUUUUUGAUCUGACAGACUUGGAUGUGUUGAAACUUGAGCUGAUUCCUGAAGCAAAAAUCCCAGCUAAAAUAUCCCAGAUGACUAACCUUCAAGAGCUACAUCUCUAUCACUGCCCUGCAAAGGUGGAGCAGACAGCCUUCAGUUUUCUUCGUGACCACCUGAGAUGCCUGCAUGUGAAAUUUACUGAUGUUGCAGAGAUACCAGCUUGGGUAUACUUACUUAAAAAUCUUCGAGAGUUGUACUUGGUAGGCAAUUUGAAUUCUGAAAAUAAUAAAAUGAUAGGACUUGAAUCACUUAGAGAAUUAAGGCACCUUAAGAUUCUCUAUGUGAAAAGCAAUCUGACCAAAAUUCCAUCUAACAUCACAGAUGUAGCACCACAUCUAACCAAGUUGGUAAUUCAUAAUGAUGGUACCAAGCUUUUUGUACUGAAUAGCCUUAAGAAAAUGAUGAAUGUAGCAGAAUUAGAGCUGCAGAACUGUGAAUUGGAACGUAUUCCCCAUGCCAUUUUCAGUCUCACUAACUUGCAGGAACUAGACUUAAAGUCAAAUAGCAUACGCACAAUUGAAGAAGUCAUCAGCUUCCAACAUUUAAAAAGAUUGACUUGUCUGAAAUUGUGGCACAAUAAGAUAGUUAACAUUCCUCCUUCUAUUACCCAUGUUAAAAACUUGGAGUCACUUUACCUCUCCAAUAAUAAACUCGAAUCCUUACCCGUUGCAGUAUUCAGUUUACAGAAACUCAGAUGCUUAGAUGUAAGCUACAACUCCAUUGCAGUGAUUCCUGUGGAAAUAGGGUUGCUUCAAAAUCUUCAGCAUUUGCAUAUCACAGGAAAUAAAGUGGAUAUUUUGCCAAAACAGCUGUUUAAGUGCUCCAAGUUGAGAACUUUGAGUUUGGGACAAAAUUGUAUCACCUCAAUUCCAGAAAAAAUUGGUCAGCUGUUGCAACUAACUAACCUAGAGCUGAAGGGGAACUGUUUAGACCGUCUACCAGCUACAUUGGGGCAGUGUCGGCUUCUCAGGAAAAGUGGACUCAUUGUAGAAGAUCAUCUUUUUGAUACAUUGCCCUCAGAAGUUAAAGAAGCAUUGAAUCAAGAUACAAACAUUCCCUUUGCUAAUGGGAUUUAAACAGAGCUCGAACUUAGUGACCAAUAUAGAUCAUAUUAAAGAACACAUUGUAAUAAAAUGCUGUGUUGAGAAUUUGGAACUCUUUUUUUUUGUAAGAAAGGACUGUUAAGGCUGGUAGAAGCUCGUUCGGUGUUUGUAGUAUUUUUAAACAUUUCCAAAAUUUUUGGAAGGCAAAGAAGAAGGGGUAGGGAAUCCUUAAACAAUCUUGAUUUUUUUUUUCCUUUUAAGAUGUUUGUAACAUGGAUGCUGCCGCUUUUGAAUGUUUACAAAUUGCUUGCCUGCUUAAUGUACAUGAUUAAAUUGGUGACUUUUUCUUACUAUAAAUAAUUUUAAAUGGCUCUGUUCAUUUUAGAGUUGUUUUAGAGGCCAUAGUUUUCUUUACUUUAUAAAAUUGGAAUGAUAUUAAAGCAAGUACUAUUGCUAUUGAUCAGCAAGAAAAAUCUAUAGAUACAUCCAAUAGUAAGUAAUCCAAUAUAGUUUUCAUCUGCCCUGCAA
Messenger RNA from Candoia aspera, 4607 nucleotides. RefSeq names its product leucine rich repeat containing 8 VRAC subunit D (gene LRRC8D). Gene Ontology annotation, molecular function: protein binding. The record is from RefSeq and is a predicted model, not a curated record. The coding region runs from base 1530 to 4112 and encodes 860 amino acids. The transcript has 4 exons. NCBI's taxonomy places the organism in Eukaryota, Metazoa, Chordata, Lepidosauria, Squamata, Candoiidae.